Messenger RNA from Adineta ricciae, 1020 nucleotides. The record is from the annotation of a GenBank genome assembly. NCBI's taxonomy places the organism in Eukaryota, Metazoa, Rotifera, Eurotatoria, Adinetida, Adinetidae.
AUGUCAUCAUCCAUGUCAGAAGCAAAUUUGAUUGCUUUAUUAAACAAUGGUUCCAUUCAAAUCAAUCGCUAUUUCGCAAUUUUGAUCUUUCUUUUUGGAAUUACUGGCAAUAGUUGCAAUAUACUCGUUCUCUCACAAAGAAAGUUUCGUUCAAAUCCUUGUACGUGGCUUUUUCUCAUGUCAUCCGUUGCGUUUUUUAUCAGUAUUCUUGGUGGUAUCGUUUCACGAGUUUUAUCUACAUGGGAAAUUGAUCUUACAAAUACAAAUCAAUUUCUUUGUAAGAUUCGAAUUUUUGUCGCACUUAACUCAAUGACGGUUGCAUAUUGGUUAAUUCUACUUGGUACAAUUGAUCGAUGGCUUUCUUCAAGUAUCAAUGCUAACCGACGACGAAUGAGUACUUUAAAAAAUGCUCAACGUAGUACAAUUUUCACUGUCAUACUUUCAACUCUUAUUCAUAUACAAGAAUUGUUUUGUUUCGAAGCGAAUCUUAUUAAUACUCCAGUAAAAUGUUAUUCAAAAACAGAAAUAUGUGGUAUUAUAUCAGAUUUAUGUUUUGCUCUGAUUACCAUAUUGUGUCCAUUAUGUUUUAUGCUAAUAUUUGGUUUAAUGAUCAUUUCAAAUAUUCGUCAAUCGCGAGCUCGUUUACAUCCAACACCUAUGAAAAUCGACAGUCAUACCGAUCAAAACAGAUCGACAGUUGGCGUUGAAGAUCAAAAUCAAGAGAAAAAAAUGGAUCGUUACUUGUUAAUGAUGCUUCUUGUACAAAUUCUGAUUCUCCUUGUAUUCACUUUACCAUUUGCUAUUUCAAAAAUCUACACAACAAUAACGAGACACAAUGUGAAAUCAACAUUACAACGUACUAUUGAAAACUUCAUCGUUAACUUGCUCUUCCUAUUCGUGUUUAUUGCGGCUGGAAUGCCAUUCUAUAUUUAUACAUUAAGUGGAGGCCAUAUGUUCCGACAAGCAUUAGUUAAUUUGAUGAAAACUUUCAUGCGGAAAUUCAUGUGUCAACGUCACUAA